Messenger RNA from Australozyma saopauloensis, 2508 nucleotides. RefSeq names its product putative serine/threonine protein kinase (gene KSP1). Gene Ontology annotation, biological process: protein phosphorylation; intracellular signal transduction. Lineage: Eukaryota; Fungi; Ascomycota; Pichiomycetes; Serinales; Metschnikowiaceae. Gene Ontology annotation, molecular function: ATP binding; protein serine/threonine kinase activity. The transcript has a single exon. Gene Ontology annotation, cellular component: cytoplasm. The coding region runs from base 1 to 2508 and encodes 835 amino acids. The record is from RefSeq and is a predicted model, not a curated record.
AUGGAUGCCUACGAAAAGUACGAUAAUGGCGAGCUCCUCAACGGCAGGUACGCUAAGGUCGCCGACAUAUCGGAAGGCUCCUAUGGGUUGGUGUCUCUUGCUCGAGAUACCAAACGCAACGACGCCUACGUGGCUGUCAAGUACAUUUAUCCCAUGGACUAUCCCCGUAAAAAGUUAAUGCGUCAGCUCUCGAGUGCUACAGGCAGAGCCACAUCUUCUCCAGCGAAACUUCGCUCAAACGUAGAUGAUGAUUCCCGUCGAAAAUCGGUCAUGACAGCUUUGCUCGAGGAAUCUGCAAAAGAAAUUUCCUUUCACAAGCUUUUGGGCCACCACAUUAAUAUCCCGGACCUCAUCGAUAGCUUUGGCUCCUGUUUGGUAUUGGAGUAUUGCUCAAGAGGAGAUCUCUACGAGGCAAUGCAGAACGACAUCGGACCAACUACUUCGCAAGAUAUCAAAGAUGUAUUCUCUCAGGUCCUCAAUGCAUUAACAUUCUGUCACUCCAAGUCAGUAUUCCAUCGUGACUUAAAACCCGAAAACAUUCUCAUCUCUGAUGACUGGACCAUCAAAAUCUGCGACUGGGGUUUGGCCACAACUGAACGCAUUGUCACAAAUAAAAACGAGUUCGAUGUUGGAUCGGAACGUUACAUGGCCCCUGAGCUUUUUGACCUGGACUUGGAGUCGUAUGAUGCAUCAAAGGUCGAUUUAUGGUCUUUGGGUGUCAUAUUAUUGACAUUGGUGUUUCACAAAAAUCCUUUCCAAGUCGCCAAUUACACUGACAAGCGAUUUUUGCAGUUCUCUGCGAACAGAGAAGCUCUUUUCGACUUCUUCAGCACUAUGACUGCGGAGCUCUUCGGUGCCUUGAGAUUCUGUUUAAAUAUGGACCCAUCCAAUAGAGAUUUAGAAGGGCUCACAAGAGAACUUGAGAAUGUCAAAUAUUUCACCAUCGAUGAGGAGUAUUGGGCAGAGCAUUCUGACGAAGAGGAGGAUGAAGAGGAUGACGGUGGCUAUGAUCCAGACUUAGAGGAUGAGAGAUCUCGUGAGCCUGAGAAACUCGAUGUCAUUGAUCACACCAAGGAUCCUGAAGAAUUCGAGUUCGAAGAAGAUAUGUUUGGAUUCGAAAAGGAACCGGCAGAAGAACUGCCAAAAGAGCUCUCGGUUAUUCAAGAUGUUUCCGAGCACUUAGAAGACCCAGCUUCUCCAGUUCGCGCUGUGAACAGACACAUACGUUUGGACUUAGAUGACGCUACCGACAGUGAUGCCACCACAAACACUUACGCAAUUUCUCGUGAGCAUAGCGAGAUGCCUCAUAAUCGUCGUGCAGAUGCACUUCUUUCACCCUUCACGCACAUGAAACCAAUUCCAAUUACGGGAAAUUUGCAGAUCCGUAACACAAGAAAACCAUUCGGUGUCGCCUCGUACAACAAGAAUGGCACCUAUUCCUCCUCCACUAAGCCUUGGACUCAUGGAAACAAUCACCAAGCUGGUAGUCAUGGCAAUAAGUUCAGGAGGGAGGAUUUCUUUACGCCCCGAAGUACCUUCACUCAAUACAUGGACAAGUAUGGUGAACAACGUGAACAGCGGGACUUCAUGAGAGGGAAUGAUAGAAAUGGCGACAAAAAGAAAAAAUGGAAUCGUGGUCGCAAAAAGCAAUCUUGGAAGAAACGCACUCAAAAGGUUCAAAAUGCACCAGCAGAAUCUAACAACAGGCGCAGAUACUCCAACACUCAGAAACGGAGACUGUCAGUCAAACCCUCAUCGCACAAUUUGCCGAUGUCUCACUCUCCAACCUCAACUUUAGGCAGGGCAAAUGGUAAAUAUGUGCCACCAUUCAUGAGAGCAAAGUCCCCUGUUUUGGGAGGACUUACGGAAAAUCUCGGCCACCUACAUCUCAAUGAUGAUGAAUUGUUCCAGCUCGAUGAUGACUAUAAUCAUAACAAUCAAAGUCAAACAAACUCUCACCACAAUCUGCACCAUAUUCACCAUGGUAUCAAUCUGACCCAACAUCAACCACAUUCUCACAACCAUGGCAAUGGAAUUCACAGUCAUAGCAACUCGCACCACGUUUCUAAUGGCGGUCACAACGUUGGCCUGGUGCAUGGUCAUAAUUCCUCCCAUAGCCAAGGCUUUGUGUCGCACGAAGACUCAGGAAGAGUUUCAUUUUCGCACCGCUACAUGAUGAAUGAUCAGGACUCGAGAAGAGUUCCCCAAAGCUCUACACAUGCACAAUUCAUCGACAAUCCCGCACUUCUGUUCUUCGGACGUCGCUCCGAUAGUCAGACAGGGGGCCACUCGCGAAGACAUCUGGCCGGCCGCAGCGAUUCUUCUGGAAAAUACGUGCCGCCAUUCCGCAGAGGUUCGUGUAGUGCCGCAGGUGUUAAACAAGAAAAGCGGCGCCCGAUUGCAUCUGGUGGGGUUUUCCCUAGCAUACAACAAACAUUGAUGGACAACGAGACCAGCCGCAGUGUUCCUGGAGAUAAUUGGCUAGCAAAGAAAGAAUGGAGAUCAUGA